Pseudomassariella vexata is the source of this 1842-nucleotide messenger RNA. RefSeq lists its product as uncharacterized. Bases 1 to 1842 code for a protein of 613 amino acids. Gene Ontology annotation, cellular component: nucleus. Gene Ontology annotation, biological process: regulation of transcription by RNA polymerase II. The transcript is spliced from 2 exons. Lineage: Eukaryota; Fungi; Ascomycota; Sordariomycetes; Amphisphaeriales; Pseudomassariaceae. The record is from RefSeq and is a predicted model, not a curated record.
AUGUUCCCCAGGCACAACGACCAAGAUUUCAAGCUCUACCCGGAACCUCAUCAACAAACGGCGUACGCCUCGCCCCCCAUGGAGCCGCAAUACAGUCCAGAGGGGUUUGGAUACCCUCGCAACGCCCACGACGCCUUCCCCCACACCCCUGGCUAUGAGCAUGGGCCGGUGUACGCAGCAGAAGCCCCCCAUUUCGCAUACAACGGCAGACCAUCACCCGGCGCGUAUCAAGAGGACGGCGACCUGCGCAUUCCAUCUUCGAAUCUGUCGACAGCUUCCGGGCCUUCGGCAUCUUCCUCCACAGUCGGCUCGCCCCACUCAAAUCACGGCCAACUAGCCUUCAUACCCGAGUACAGCCAAAACGGCCUCGGCGUGAAUCCCAGCAUCGUCAGCCAGACCGACUACUACACCGGCACCGAGUACUCCUUCUCCGGCCCCAUCCCCGAAGACUUCAACAUGACGUUCGACACCAAGCCCGGUUUUGUUGAUCCCUCUCUAAUUCAUCCGGAAAUCCGUGGGCCCAUGGGUCCGCCCAUGCAGGGUUAUGAGGGAAACCCAAACUUCUCCCCGCAACACCCCUACCCAAACUCUCCAGCACUUUCUGGCGCCGCCUCACCUGGUCCCGUCAUGCGAAAUGGCAGCGCAUCGCCCUACGUUCCGGGCUAUCAGUACAGCCCACUCGCCCUACCUGCUCAAGGGGGACGCCGGCCAUCCCUUUCAUCCUUUCAGUCACACGGCAGCCAAGAAUACCAAUACAGCGGCGACGAGUCCAAGGAGAAGCAACGAUGUCCGCAUCCCGACUGCGGGAAGACGUUCAAGGAUCUCAAGGCGCACAUGCUCACCCACCAGACUGAGCGCCCGGAAAAAUGCCCGAUCCAGACGUGCGACUACCACAUCAAAGGUUUCGCGCGCAAGUACGACAAGAACCGACACACCUUGACGCACUACAAGGGCACCAUGGUGUGCGGUUUCUGUCCGGGGUCAGGAUCGCCGGCUGAGAAGUCCUUCAACCGGGCCGACGUCUUCAAGCGACACCUCACGGCGGUGCACGGGGUUGAACAAACGCCGCCCAACAGCAGGAAGAAGACUUCAGCGACGGUGAAUAGCGGUAAGAAGUUGACGGGAUAUGCGCCAGAUGCUACCGGGAAGUGCUCCACUUGCUCAGCCACCUUCUCUAAUGCCCAAGACUUUUACGAGCACUUGGACGACUGCGUGCUGCGCAUUGUGCAACAAGAGGACCCCGCAGAGGCCAUCAACGCCCGACGACUGGCCGAGGUCCAGAACGACAAGGAUGUGCACAACACGCUGGAAAAGAACCAGCUGCCCCUCACAACCCAAACCGCAUUCACGUCCGACGACGACGAGGAUGAGGACGUGGUCGACGAGGACGACCUCUUGGACGAGGACGUCCAGGGGACGAAACUUAACUCGCCAACCAAGAGGAAGGGGAACCCUGCGAAUGGCGUACAGAAGUCGCGGGGGAUGACGCACUCGCGUGGCGGUGUUACGUUGACCUCCAAAGGCAAGAGCCGCAAGAACCGACGCGACUACCCCUCGUCCUGGGGUUUCGACAAAGGCCAAAUGACCAUGAAGAAGAGGGUAGUGGCCGUCUUCGAUGGCCCGCGCCGUCUGGCCAAGGACGAUAUGAUGCUGUCCACGGAGCACGAGGUCCGCGUCAAGUUGUCGGACGGCAAGUCGUGGGUCACAGAUCUUGACGUCCAAACCAUGAAGCGAGCACAGGGCUUCCUCGACGCCACAGACGAGGAGAAGGGUGUCUGGGUAUCAGAUGACCCCACCGAGGAAGACAUGACGCGCAUGCUCGAAAUGGCCUGCCAUCGGUGA